Chionomys nivalis (European snow vole) is the source of this 2093-nucleotide messenger RNA. It is a transcript of the gene Ptgdr2, whose product is annotated as prostaglandin D2 receptor 2. Gene Ontology annotation, biological process: phospholipase C-activating G protein-coupled receptor signaling pathway; positive regulation of cytosolic calcium ion concentration; inflammatory response. The transcript has a single exon. The record is from RefSeq and is a predicted model, not a curated record. NCBI's taxonomy places the organism in Eukaryota, Metazoa, Chordata, Mammalia, Rodentia, Cricetidae. The coding region runs from base 28 to 1230 and encodes 400 amino acids. Gene Ontology annotation, cellular component: plasma membrane. Gene Ontology annotation, molecular function: G protein-coupled receptor activity; complement receptor activity.
CUCAACCCUCCUUUCUUCCAUCUCGCCAUGGCCAACAUCACAUUGAAGCCGUUCUGUCCGCUCUUAGAGGACAUGAUCCAGCUUCCAAGUCACAGCAACUCUAGCAUCCGCUAUAUUGACCACGUGUCAGUGCUGCUGCACGGGCUGGCUGCGCUGCUGGGUCUGGUGGAGAACGGACUCAUCCUGUUUGUGGUGGGCUGUCGCAUGCGUCAGACGGUGGUCACCACCUGGGUGCUGCACCUGGCGCUGUCUGACUUGCUAGCCUCCGCCUCCCUGCCCUUCUUCACCUACUUCCUGGCGGUGGGCCACUCGUGGGAGCUGGGUACCACCUUCUGCAAGUUUCACUCCUCGGUCUUCUUUCUCAACAUGUUUGCCAGUGGCUUCCUGCUCAGCGCCAUCAGCCUGGACCGCUGCCUGCAGGUGGUGCGGCCGGUGUGGGCACAGAAUCACCGCACGGUGGCGGUCGCGCACAGAGUCUGCCUGAUGCUCUGGGCUCUGGCGGUGCUCAACACAGUACCCUAUUUCGUGUUCAGAGACACCAUCCCGAGGCUGGAUGGCCGCAUUAUGUGCUAUUACAAUAUGCUGCUCUUGAACCCAGGGCCCGACCGCGACGCCACGUGUGACUACCGCCAGAAGGCCCUGGCGGUGAGCAAGUUCUUGCUGGCCUUCGUGGUGCCUCUGGCCAUUAUCGCCAUGAGCCACGUGGCCGUGAGCCUGCAACUGCGCCACCGUGGCCGCCAGAGGACAGGCCGCUUCGUGCGCCUGGUGGCAGCCAUCGUGGUGGCCUUCGUGCUCUGCUGGGGGCCCUACCAUGUCUUCAGUUUGCUGGAGGCGCGUGCCCAUGCUGUCCCCAAGUUAAGGCAGCUCGUCUCACGCGGGCUGCCCUUCGUCACCAGCCUGGCUUUCUUCAACAGCGUGGUCAAUCCUUUGCUUUACGUGCUCACCUGUCCGGACAUGCUGCACAAACUGAAGCGCUCGCUGCGUUCAGUGUUUGAAAGCGUGCUGGUGGAGGACAGCGACUUGAGCGGUGGAUCUGGCAGCCGCCGCCGCCGUGCCUCCUCCAUUACCACAGCCUCCACGCUCCUGCUGGCUGGCCGCCUUCCCCGACUGCAUCCUGCCCGGCUGAUUAGCUGGAUGCGGAGUAAUGGUGCAGAGCCCCAGCAGAGCGUCCCAGCGCAGGACCAGAAACAAGGCUCACGGAACCUCGCCCUGAGCUCCACCUCCGAUUAGACCAGCACAGCCCAGGUGGCACGCCAACACACUCCUGGCAUCUCACCAUACACCUUUGAAAAUGUACAUAGCCAAUGCUAGGCCCAGCUCAUCUCUCUCCCGGGCAGGACCCAGGGAACCAGUUUGUGAACUAAAAGCGGUCUUUCCUAAACACUUUAAUCUUGCAGCGUGGAGCUGGGAGAGGAUCAGCAGGGUGCAGAAGUGGCCUUCGGAGGCGAGGCACUACCUGGUUCCUGACCUCCACAUUUUUACAUUUUUAAGAACGGAAGUACUUGAACUGCCUAGGGAUCUCGCUAGGCUAACAGGGAUGAGAUUUUGUACUUCUAAUGCCUCCCAGGCAGCUUGCCCAUGGACAACUGGAGUCACACAGGUUAAACCCACAGCCCACAUCUCAUAAGGCACUGCUUUGUGGACAAGGAGGAAACUUGUUCAUUGCCACGAACAAUGGUGUAUAUGGGGUGACAGUGGCCAGAGGGUUAAGCAGUUUCUAGCCUACCACCUUCACUUUUAACGCCCUCCCCACUGUGGUCUUUGAGUCUGAUGCUUUAUCACACUUUGUUGGUUGUGUGAUGGGUGUGUCAACUCCGGCUCAGGGAUCUAACUGCUUAGUUUUAGAGCUGCCGCCGCCAGAGGCUACAUUCCAUCCUUCAGCAUCUCAGGUUCAACUCUACCCAGAGAACAUCCUCCAGCUACCCUGGGUAUCACAGCUGCCUCAGGACAGGGCCCAGCAGCUAAAACUGGCAACCCACAGGUGUGUGUGUGGGGGGGCACCGUGCACCAGCCACGGACCUUCCACCGCACUUCACCUAAAGUCUUGCCCACCACGGAGGGACGGCUCGACUCAUCUCUACAUUCCAGGGGAA